Messenger RNA from Penicillium odoratum, 231 nucleotides. RefSeq lists its product as uncharacterized. NCBI's taxonomy places the organism in Eukaryota, Fungi, Ascomycota, Eurotiomycetes, Eurotiales, Aspergillaceae. The record is from RefSeq and is a predicted model, not a curated record. The coding region runs from base 1 to 231 and encodes 76 amino acids. The transcript has a single exon.
AUGGAAGAGAUGGAAGAUGGAAGUUUGAAGUUUGAACUCAAAGGAGUGAUGGAGGAAGAAGGAAAGAAGGUUCGGAAGGUGAGACAAGAGGUAUUUAUAGUAGUGGGUGGGGUCACUGGGGGUGAAGUGAAUGAGCCUCAAGAUCACGUCCUUCUCCAAGGAUCGACUUAUCACGCGAAGGGUCAGGAUCACACUGUCAUUCAGGAUCAACCAAUAGCGCGGACGCAUUGA